AUGGCAUCCAUUCUCAAACAGUUAUCAGAUCUCAUAGCAACCUCGGUCCGCGACAUUGACGCCGCUUGUGAUGCACGAGGAGUAUCUUUUCCUUCUCUGGAUGAACCUUUCUCGGAAGAAUCGGAGCGCGCGCGCCAGGAGGAAGAAGUUCUCAGCAGUAUUGGUAUCAUAGUAGCUGCCGCGACGCAGCUCAUCGCUGUCGCCAGGGCCCCGUCAAACUAUCUGCUCUCCAUGGUCCUUCAGCACACCAUCCCAGCUUGUCUCGGAGCAGCAAACGAUGGCCAUGUUGCCGAAAUAUUGCGCGAGGCCGGCCCGCAGGGAGCACAUGUCAGUGAUAUCGCCAAAAGGAACGGCAUGAACGCGGCUCGGAUUGGUCGAGUUCUUCGGCUGCUCGCUACGCACCAUAUAUUUAGGGAAGUUUCUCCCGACGUUUUUACCAAUAAUCGUGUUUCUUCUCUGCUGGACACCGGGAAACCAGCGGAGGAAAUUCUCAAAUUCCCACUCCUCAAACACGACGGCACCUCCGGAUUUUCAGCGGCCGUUGGACAUAUAUCAGAUGAAACAUUCAAAAUCGUUGCAGCACUCUCUGAGACUUUGCACGACCCUAUAUUUGGUCAUUCAGACGAGCCCAACCGAUGUGCCCGUUCUGUAGCCUAUAAAACAGAUCUUCUUGCCUUUGAGUGGUUGGAACUACCGGAGAAUAGCUAUCGCAGGAGGCGUUUUGGGGUGUUCAUGGAAGCCAUGUCCAAAGUGCAGCCGCUUGACGCUGCUUCGAGCGGUUUUGACUUCUCUUCACUUCCAGAUGGCGCAUUGGUUAUCGACGUUGCUGGAGGCAUCGGGUCUGUAUCGAUGUUGCUUGCAAAAGCCUAUCCCGAGUUGAGAAUCGUCGUCGAGGAUCUUCCUGGGGUUGUCCGGGAUGCAGAGAAGUUCUGGAAGGCCAAUCUCGCGGAAUCACUCGAUAGCGGUCGUGUACGACUUGUUCCCCAUGAUAUGUUCACACCUCAGCAUGAAGCCUUUCGCGCGCCGGAUUUAUUCGUCCUACGUAGAAUCCUUCAUGACUGGUCAGAUACCUAUGCGAUGAAGAUUCUCAAGCAUCUCCGCAUUGCGGCAGGGGCAAGGACUCAACUGCUCAUUAUCGACAGUGUCCUUCCAUACGCGUGCCCACCUGACCCUCGGAAGACAAAACCGUUCAAGGUGUCCGAGAUUAUUGAACCGCCUGCGCCAUUACUGGCCAACAUGGGUGGAGCCGCCUCCUUAUGGUACGCUCAUGAUAUCGCGAUGUUAGCUUUUCAGAAUGGUCAGGAGCGCACCGCUGACCAGUUCAACGAGCUUUUGAGAAGCACAGGAUGGGAGUUGAAAGAGAUCAAGAAAACGGAUAGCAUAGGAGCAUGGCCACAUAUCAUCGCAGCCCCAUUGUGA
This is a messenger RNA of Heterobasidion irregulare TC 32-1, 1419 nucleotides long. RefSeq lists its product as uncharacterized. The record is from RefSeq and is a predicted model, not a curated record. Bases 1 to 1419 code for a protein of 472 amino acids. The transcript is spliced from 10 exons. NCBI's taxonomy places the organism in Eukaryota, Fungi, Basidiomycota, Agaricomycetes, Russulales, Bondarzewiaceae. Gene Ontology annotation, molecular function: O-methyltransferase activity.